AUGUCUGCAUCAUUCCCCGCUUCCUCGUCGCCCUUUACACGGGCAGUGGUGAGCUCCAUGAAAAAGCUUUAUCCCGAGUCAUUGGCAGAUAAGAGCUGGGAUAACACCGGCUUGCUCCUCGAAGCACCCUUCAACCCUGCACAGAGACAGAAAAAUUCCGUCCUGUUGGCUAUCGACCUCACCAAAGCCGUCGCCGAUGAAGCUAUUCAGCGUAAAGAUUCGGUCGUCGUGGCCUACCAUCCAAUUAUUUUCCGGGGCCUAAAGUCUCUCACUCUCCAAGACCCCCAGCAACAGUCCCUUCUUAGACUGGCGCAAGAAGGCAUCAGUGUCUACUCGCCGCAUACAGCUGUAGAUGCCACCCCUGGUGGAAUGGCAGACUGGCUCUGCGACAUUGUCACCGGAGCCAUCGCCCCAUCCCCCAACUCAGCCGGUCCUUCUCCUAUCGAGAAAUCCUCUUCUCAAAAAUACUCCUCCCCAACAUACCCCCAGCCGCAGCCUUCUGUGCCCUCUUCUGCACCCGUCCCCGCCCACACCAGGACUACAAUCCACCCCUCCCCAUCCCCCGUCCCAGAGGGCCUCGAAUCUGCAGGAAUGGGCCGUCUCGUCACCUUCUCCACCCCGCAGCCCCUCACCACCAUCAUCGACAACCUUGCCCGGGGUGUCGGCCAUCCCGGCGGAAUCCCCAUCGCAAUCCCGCAAUCCGCCUCGAUCGACACCAUGAAGAUCCGCACUGUGGGCGUCUGCCCCGGUUCGGGUUCCAGUGUCCUUCUCAAGGGGGGUAAUAUCCCUGAUCUUUGUUUCACGGGUGAGCUGAGUCACCAUGAAGCGUUGGCAACCAUUGAACGCGGUUCGGCGGUCGUGGCCCUGGCCCACACCAACACCGAACGUGGCUACCUGCAUGCUGUCAUGCGGGAGCGAUUGGAGGAGACGUUGAAGAAGGAAUGGGAGGCUGAGCGAGGCGAGGGUUUGAGAGCAUUGGAGGAGAGUGCCAAGGAGGGAGGGGCUGGUGUUGUUCAGGGGUUGGAGGAAGCUUUCAAGGAUGUUGAGAGUGCUGUUACUGUUAGUGAGCGGGAUCGAGACCCGUAUGGAAUUAUGAUCCGACGGGCUUAA
Molecule: messenger RNA, 1110 nt
Organism: Aspergillus wentii DTO 134E9
Lineage: Eukaryota; Fungi; Ascomycota; Eurotiomycetes; Eurotiales; Aspergillaceae
Product: Nif3-like dinuclear metal center hexameric protein
Exons: 4
Coding region: 1-1110 (369 amino acids)
Cellular component (GO): mitochondrion; cytoplasm
Source: RefSeq, a predicted model, not a curated record